Molecule: messenger RNA, 1851 nt
Organism: Blepharisma stoltei
Lineage: Eukaryota; Ciliophora; Heterotrichea; Heterotrichida; Blepharismidae
Source: the annotation of a GenBank genome assembly
AUGGAAGGAGUUGAAGAUAUGAACUAUCUUAAAGGAACAAUUUUAGCUGACUAUGAUCAAUGAAGUUACUGCGAAAGCUCAGAAAUAGUAAAGGAACAGAUAAUUCCGCUUUGAGCAUUUGAACCAGAACCUGCACUAACAAAACAUUCACUUUAUGAUAUUGUCCAGAAAAUUAUCAAUCAUGUAAAAAUUAUUUAGGGUCAAAGCCUCAUAUUGAUUGCCAAAUCUAAAGGCGACUAUAUCCCUGACUUUAAAUUUCUAGUCAUAAAUUGUCUGACCUUUACAUACAACUAUGUCUUAAGAGCACUUGAGAGCUUAGUAAAUUGUGAAACAGAUAGAAUUAAUCAAAUGAGCCAAACAAUUUAUGCAGUUAUGGGCAUCGGAUAUUUUAGCAUUGUGAGUUGUACUUUAACUCUAAUAUAUUUCAUAGCUUGCAUUGAAAAAAGAUAUGAUGAAGCAUGACGCUUUAUCAGAAAAAAGACAUCAUCAUCUUAUCACGAUCUUACAGAUUCCAUAAUAAAAAGGCUUGAGGAAGUGCAUAAAACCUUGACUUCCAAAACUUUUAAAAAGAAAGCACGAUUAAAAACAAAGAUUUCAAUCAAAUCAAAAAUUUUCCAAAGAUAUAUGCUAAAAAUUUCAUUUUUUUUAGUCAUAGCAUCUUCAUUUUACUUUCUUUCGAUAUUUUUCCUUUACCCAAAAGUAGAAAUUAAUAUGAAAUAUAGGCCGCUAGUAUUGAACCAUUUCGUUUAUAAAAAAUCUACACUCUCUCGAUUAGGGUAUUUUACUAGAGAUAAAAAUGAUCCUAGAUUUUUAUUACAUUAUCCUGACUCGGACGCUCUGCACAAUCCAAAUAUCAGCUAUGCAAACACAGUAUCUUUCCUUAAAUCUACAUUAAAAGAUAUAAGGAAAAAAAAUUAUUUGAAUCUCAUGUUGUUAUGAUUAUAUUACUUAAUGAAAAGCCCAAUGUAAUUCGGGAAGGACUAUUUUCGCACCUGGCGCCACCUUCACAUGCUUGCCAACUCGCAAACGACCUUACAAAGGAUGCUCCUGCUUGGGCAAGUGCCUUCACUCACUCCCUAUAGUUUGGGUGUGUUGCACUUUACGUCCGCAAACGCUGCUCACCUUGGAAAAAAAUCGAAAUAGUUGAAUUUUCUGGUCCAAAAUGGAAAUCAAAAGCCCAGGGCGCAACCCCUUGCUUCACUCUGGAAAAUGGUUCGAUAGACCAGGAAAUAACCGUCAGCUCUACUGGGAAGAUCCCUUCCAACUCUCAGCUUCAUUUCCCUCUGAGGCAAAAAAAAGCUUGAUCUUGAUUAAAGCGAGCAAUAGUGAGCCUGAAUUGCGUUUCACCAGCCUUAUCGUAUAUAAAUCACAGAAGUCAACUUUUCUUCCAUAAAGUCCAUGCGAACUAUAUGUGCUAAGAGGGUGGGCUGGCUUAUCGCGCCAUUUUAAAGUAUAUUGAUUCUCAUGUCAGAUGAUCUAAAAUCGAGCGUCUUUGGAUUGCAAAGCUCACCAGUCAACAACUUCAUGAAAUAUGGAAGCUUCUAUGCUACUAAUUAUCUUCUAUUAGAAGCAGACUACAUCGGAAAUCCAACUUCUGCAGCUAAUAUUGUUGUGAGAUAUAAUUUCAUUAAAAACUACACAGCUCUUCAAGCUAUAAUAGAACAUGAGUAUCAUAUGGCUAAUAAUGACUCCGAAAACCAUAUUUAUAAUGAGCUCAAUAUUUUCGCAUUUGUCACUUUGGCUUAUUCAUUAGCUUUAUUGUCUUUAUAUUUCGGAUACUAUUUUCCUUACCUCAAAAGUGAGGUUAAAAUGAUUGAUAAGCUUAAUAACUUAAUGGCCGUUAUAAAAUAA